Molecule: messenger RNA, 1674 nt
Organism: Panicum virgatum (switchgrass)
Lineage: Eukaryota; Viridiplantae; Streptophyta; Magnoliopsida; Poales; Poaceae
Product: transcription factor bHLH48-like
Exons: 7
Coding region: 184-1218 (344 amino acids)
Biological process (GO): regulation of DNA-templated transcription
Cellular component (GO): nucleus
Molecular function (GO): DNA-binding transcription factor activity; protein dimerization activity
Source: RefSeq, a predicted model, not a curated record
UCUGUCUGCGGCUCUGCCCGGCUGCACCCCCUCCGCCUUCCUUCCUGACCCGAGAGGGAAGCCGGGCAGCAGCAGCAGCUCACCGCCGGCACACCCCCAUAUAUAUAUACACACCGCCACCGCCACCGCUUCCCCCCCCUCCCCGCCUCCGCCUCCCUCGUCCCGAACGCCUCCGCCACGCCAAUGCGCCGCCCCUCGCCGCCGCCGCCGGAGCUCCCCGCCGCCGGGGCCGAGAUCCAGGCGGCGCUGAUCCCCGCCGUCGCGGGGCAAGCCUCCUCCUCCCCGUCCGCCGCCGCCGGUGCAGGAAGAGGAGGAGGAGGAGGCGGGGGCUCCUUCACGGCGCUGCUGGGCCUCCCCACCUCCCAGGCCAUGGAGCUGCUCCUCCCCCGAGCCGCGGCGCCCUAUCCCGCCCCCGCCCCGGCGCCCACCUUCCCCUCCGACCCGCACCUCGUGGACCGCGCCGCGCGCUCCUCCGCGUUCGCGUCCCCGCCCCCGUCCUCCCCUUCCCCGACCCCGCCCCCGGCGCCUCCCGCCGCCGCCACUAACGCCGGCAAGCGCAAGGCCGACCCCGCCGACCGCGCCUCCAAGGGGAAGGCCGCGAGGAAGGGGAAGACGGCGGAGGAGAAGCCCGCGGCCGGCGGCGACGGCGAGGACGAGAAGCCGGCGUACGUGCACGUGCGGGCCAGGCGGGGCCAGGCCACCGACAGCCACAGCCUCGCCGAGCGGGCGAGACGCGAGAAGAUCAAUGCGAGGAUGGAGCUGCUCAAGGAGCUGGUCCCCGGCUGCAGCAAGGUAUCAGGAACAGCACUGGUGCUGGAUGAGAUCAUUAAUCAUGUUCAGUCUCUCCAAAGGCAAGUUGAGUACUUGUCAAUGAGGCUCGCAGCUGUAAACCCAAGGGUCGACUUUGGUGGGCUAGACAACUUUAUGACCACAGAGUGUGGAAGAAUGGCAGGCCUGAACUGCAAGAACGGAAUCGACUUGGAGCAGGUCACCUGGCCAGAAAUGGGCGUUCAUGGAGCAAGACAUCUGAUGCAACUUCAGCAGCAGCUCUGGCAUGGUGAUUUAGCGCAUCAACACCAAGCAGUGUCGCAGUGGGAAAAGCGAGGGGAUGGAAAUCCUCCCGUCUUUAGCAGCUCCAGCCCUUCUCUCUUCGGCUACGAUCUAACAAGCUCUGGAGCACAGCAACCCCCGGCGAGCAAGCUGAAGACGGAGCUGUGAGCGAGGGUGGUAGAUAGCAUGUCAGGAGAGCAAGCUGAACAUAUGCGGUAGGCAGCGGCUGCGACUGAAUUUCAGUUGAUCAAGCUACACACUAGCUGUGAGUGUAUGAAGACAGGCUGUGGAUGGCGAUGUCGAGGGCAGCGAAAUCAACGUUUUGAGAAAAAGGGGUGUACAUAUAGAGAUAGAGAUACUAUUGGUACGAAGCUAAAAAACGAGGAAGGAUCACGGAUGAACGAGGAUACCAGCUUUCCUGCUGCUAUCAUUGUAGAGAUGGGGAGCGAUACUCUGGUCUAUUGCUGAAUGCUGAUUAAUUCUUGGUGUAUUUCUUGACUAUAAAUGCCUCAUCUUAAAGUUAUAAUGAGCAGCAUUAUUUGAUGAACAACAAACAUUAUGGGCCCUGUUCCCUUCUUGGUUGCAUUUGUACAAGCAAUGCAAAAGUUUGUCAACCUUUUUUUA